AUGCAAAAUGUUCCUUACCGAGAGCUAGUAGGGGGAUUGCAGUUCUUAGCUCAGUGUACUCGUCCGGACAUCGCAUACUCAGUGAACGCAGUGAGCAGUUUGUGCAGUAAUCCGGGUGAAACGCACUGGACAGCAGCCAAGCGUAUUCUAAGAUAUCUUCAAGGUACUAAAUCAAAAGGAUUGGUGUUUCGGAAGAAGGACAAUGCAUCGUUCGAAGGAUUCAGUGAUGCGGACUGGGGGAAUGAUCAAGAUUCGAGACGCUCGGUCACAGGAUAUCUAUUUCAGUUCGGGGAUGGAUCGGUUUCGUGGAGUAGCCGAAAGCAGCCGACUGUUGCGCUCUCUACUAUGGAGGCCGAGUACAUGGCUUUGUCAGCAGCAUCACAGGAGGCACUAUGGUGGCGCGGUUUUCGUUCGGAGUUGCUUGGCAGAAAGGAACCGAUAACUAUCCACUGUGAUAACCGUAGUGCGAUAUGUCUUGCAGAAAAGGAGAUUGGUUAUUCACCGAGAAGUAAACACAUUGAUGUGCGUCAUCAUUUCGUCAGAGAACAGUUGGAGAACCGCACCAUAGAGGUGAAGUACAUUAUGUCGGGUGACCAGAAGGCAGAUGCGCUAACCAAGCCGGUCGCUGGACAACUAAUGCCAGUUUUGGGAUUUCUUAAAUUCUCAGUUAAGGGGAGUGUUGUUCAGUGUAACUGA
Messenger RNA from Armigeres subalbatus, 696 nucleotides. RefSeq lists its product as uncharacterized. Bases 1 to 696 code for a protein of 231 amino acids. The transcript has a single exon. Lineage: Eukaryota; Metazoa; Arthropoda; Insecta; Diptera; Culicidae. The record is from RefSeq and is a predicted model, not a curated record.